AAGCCUGUUGUUUUUUUGUGUUGUAAAUAUUCUAAUCUAACCUGUUCUAACCGCGAAUUUCGUGUUAUCCACGCAGAAGAGCUGUUUUCGGAUUUUAAAAGCCAUUUCUAAAUAAUUUACUGUUUUUGUUUUUCAUUAUUUUGAUGUUUAAAUAAAAGUUCGGGAUUUGCUAAACAUUUAAUUGAGUGGUGAAUGGAUUUUACAAGUACACAAAAGACUUCUGUUGAUACCGAAGAUGACAAUGUAGAGAAAUUUUUCCAAACAGUGCCUUACUGUGAAGAAAAUCUGUCUACUAAUAUAACAUACGAAUAUUUAACUGACAGCGAUUUGAGUACAGACUCUGAUGUUGAUAAAAAUCAAACAAAUAUGGGUUCUUUCACAGAUGCAAAUGAAAAAGAUAACAAAGAUGAUGAAUGUUUCAGAAUUAAAAAAACUCCAAUGAAGCCAAAGAAACAGUCCUGUGAUAGCUUUUCCAAUUCCAAUAUCACUCUUGCAAGACAGAAUGCAGAAAUUACUAAUAAACACAUUACUGAGAUGGAUUAUGACCAUAUUGUAAAAUCAUCUGAGAAAAUUGAGAACAAUUCCAUCUAUUCUUUUUCCUUAAACCCUCCAAAACGAUUAUCAUACUCUCCUCAAAAGAUUGCCAGGGUUCAUUCACAUUCUGCAUCUUUAAGAACUUCUUUUUCAUCAAAAAGUAAUGAAAUGAGAAGACACUCUAGUAGUUCCUUUAAUUAUACAGGAUUUAACAAAUCAUUUUCUGAAAACCAACAACAAGAAUCAGUACCUUUGUAUAAAGGCUAUCAGUUAAUUGGUGAUAGCCAAUUACUUAGAUUUGCUGAACAAAUGUUGGAUAUGAAAAAAAAUGUUAUAUACCCUUCAUUAGAAAAUGGGAAAAGUAGAAGGAUAGGCUAUUGUGUAAGUGGACAAAAUCUCAAUGAUUUGAAAAGAAGACUUCUAGAGGGUGAAUACAAAAUUCACAAAAAUGUGAUUGUUCUUAUAGGUACUAACGAUAUGCUACAGAAGACAAGUAUAUGUGCAAUGUUUGAAUCUUUUGAGAAAAUUUUAAGUAUUUUAAAAAAAUCGGCAAAUAAAAUAGUUUUUCUGACUGUUCCUCCAGUGCCUAAAAUUCACUCAAAACAUGUUUUGAAAAUUUUAACAGAUUUUAAUAAGUAUAUAAUUGAGAAGGCAGAUGGAAAAACUGUUUUUGUAGUUGAUCUAUCCAGCCAUUAUGUUGGAUAUGAUAAUCAAGUAAUGAAUGAUUAUUAUGAAAGUUCGUUCUUUGAUGGGCGGCCCGACCUUAUUCACUUGAACAAAAAAGGUUUUAAAUUUCUCAGAGACAUUUUGGAUGUUAAUUAUUUUGACGAACUCAACUAAUUUUAGUGUGGUUACACUUUUAUAAGACAAUAAAAUAUUAUCACCUACAUUGAUAAUGCUUUCCAGCAGUAUUAAAAUAAAUUUUACAUUUUAUAUUUUUAA
Messenger RNA from Agrilus planipennis (emerald ash borer), 1476 nucleotides. RefSeq lists its product as uncharacterized. The coding region runs from base 193 to 1374 and encodes 393 amino acids. The transcript has 6 exons. Lineage: Eukaryota; Metazoa; Arthropoda; Insecta; Coleoptera; Buprestidae. The record is from RefSeq and is a predicted model, not a curated record.